Messenger RNA from Angiostrongylus costaricensis, 1302 nucleotides. The record is from the annotation of a GenBank genome assembly. NCBI's taxonomy places the organism in Eukaryota, Metazoa, Nematoda, Chromadorea, Rhabditida, Metastrongylidae.
AUGAUGUAUGCGGACCACCAGAGAACAGUCACCGAGUACUGGACAUCGAAGUUCGAAUACUACGCACCUGUCUACGAAACCGACAAAGCCAGAUGUUCGCCAAGUGGAGAAGUGCGGGUCGAAGGGAAACUUUUGUUCUCAGUACUUGGAGGACCGCCUGUGGAGGAGAAUAGUGGGCAGAUGUGCACACUCCUCUACUUGCUCUCUUCCCUGGUUAUGGUCAUUUCUGAGGAGCUGAUACUUGUGCAAACGAAAGGUCUAGAUCAAGCACACAAAUUGGGGCUGAGCUUGAGGCGACGAUAUGUUGACAAUGGAUUUCUGGAUGCUCGUUAUCUUCCAUCUGAGGUGGUAUUCCGUAGUAGCGCCGUAGAGAGAUGCCUUAUGACGGCCUCCGCCACUGCUUCGUCUAUGUUCAACCUGACCGAAAACGGCCAUCCGACGGCUGUUCCUAUAUUUACCGUGCCAAAAGAGAAAGAUGACAUCUGCAGAGCACGAAUUCAGUGUCCUUUCGUUGUCGACGAAAUGAAACAAAUAACAGAUAUCACUGAUCAGUCUGUAGAUUUGCAACGCAUCCUAGACGAGCUGUUUGCUCAAGAAGCAAAGCGUCUUAACUUCACACAUAUAGUCGAAAGGGAUCGCAUACGUCAAUUCGAGCCGAUCUUUUUCGAGCACGACUCCGGUCUAGCGGUUCCACAGUGGUUCAAUGACGAUGCGAGGAAAGAGGCUAAUCAUUUGCUUGAUUUGACAAUUGAGUUUAUAAGCGGUACAGGAAGAUUUCACAGCCCGAAAUGGAUCUUGACACGAUCUGGAAAAUUACUCUAUACCAUUCUAAACAAUCAACGAAAGGCUGUUGAGGAUGCAUUAAAUGGCACGAAAUUUUUUGGUUUUACCACGCACGACGUACUCAUUUCUCCCUUGUUAGAUUCUAUGGGAGUGCUAAACGUGGCCCUAGCUCCAAAAGGAAGACCAGAUUUUGUGGCAACUGUUGUCUUCGAGUUGUGGAAAAACGACACCCAACAUUACGUUAAGGUGCUUUAUCGACGAAACACGGAAAGCAACGAAUUUACCAACCUUACUCCUAUGAUAAAAAGCUGUGGAGGUGGAAACGCUUGCGAAAUUAAGGUGUUCGAGGAGGCGGUUAGAACUUUUCAAACAGAGCAUCCUGAAGUUCUUUGCAAUAAACUGAACAUUAAACAGGAUUCCGACAGAAAUAGUGGGAUUCCAGGUGAGCAUCUAUUAGGUUUGAUUUACGGGAAACCGAUGAAAAUCGGCUAUCAUUUGAUCCUGGCUAGUAGCUUGUAG